AUGUCUGUUGCCCGUACUGUUUUCUCCGCUGUGCCUGCGCGUGCCGUGCGUGCCGCGCCGCUGCGCGCCGGUGCCCUGCGCACGCUCACCACUUCGAGUGCGGCCUUUGAGGCGCCGCGCUCGGCUACCAUUGCGUCGCUCAAGGGCCAGAUCCGCAAGGAGCGCGACACCUUUGGCGAUCUCGAGGUGCCCGCCGACAAGUACUGGGGUGCCCAGACCCAGCGCUCUUCGAUGAACUUCCGCAUCGGCGGUGCCGCGGAGCGCAUGCCCCAGCCGCUGAUCGAGGCCUUUGGUGUGCUGAAGAAGGCGGCUGCGAUCGUCAACAAGAACUACGGUCUUGACCCCAAGAUUGCCGAUGCGAUCAGCGCUGCUGCUGACGAGGUCAUCUCGGGCAAGCUCGCGGACCACUUCCCCCUGGUCGUCUUCCAGACUGGCUCGGGCACGCAGUCCAACAUGAACGUGAACGAGGUCAUCUCGAACCGUGCGAUCGAGAUGCUCGGUGGUGAGCUCGGCUCGAAGAAGCCCGUGCACCCCAACGACCACGUCAACCGCAGCCAGAGCAGCAACGACACCUUCCCCACGGCCAUGCACAUUGCCUCGGUCAUGGAGAUCACCAAGGAGCUCCUUCCCUCGCUCCGUCACCUGCGUGAGGCGCUCGAGGCAAAGCGUGAGGAGUUCAAGGACAUUAUCAAGAUCGGCCGCACCCACCUGCAGGACGCUACCCCCCUGACCCUCGGCCAGGAGUUCAGCGGCUACGUGCAGCAGCUCGACAACUCGAUCGAGCGUGUCGAGGCCGUGCUCCCCCGCCUCCGCAUGCUCGCACAGGGCGGUACCGCUGUGGGUACUGGUUUGAACACCUUCAAGGGCUUUGAUGUGGCCGUCGCGGACGAGAUCUCGACCAUCACUGGCGAGAAGUUCAUCACGGCCCCCAACAAGUUUGAAGCGCUUGCGACCCACGACGCGAUGGUUGAGGCCUCGGGUGCGAUGAACACCAUUGCCGUGUCGUUCAUGAAGAUCGCGAACGACAUCCGCUACCUCGGCUCGGGCCCCCGCUGCGGUCUCGGCGAGCUUUCGCUCCCCGAGAACGAGCCCGGCUCGUCGAUCAUGCCCGGCAAGGUCAACCCCACCCAGUGUGAGGCGCUGACCAUGGUCGCCGCGCAGGUCAUGGGCAACAACGUCGCUGUGACUGUCGGUGGCUCGUACGGCCAGUUUGAGCUGAACGUCUUCAAGCCGGUCAUUGCCAAGAACCUCCUGUCGAGCAUCCGCCUGCUUGCGGACGGUGCCAACUCGUUCACCGACCACUGUGUCGUGGGCAUCGAGGCGAACAAGAAGCGCAUCGACACGCUCCUGAACGAGUCGCUGAUGCUUGCCACCGCCCUCAACGCCCGCCUCGGCUACGACAACGUCGCCAAGGCCGCCAAGAAGGCGCACAAGGAGGACCUCACGCUCAAGGAGGCUACCGUCGGUCUCGGCCUCCUCACCCCGGAGGAGUUCGACGAGCAGGUCCGCCCCGAGCUCAUGAUUGGUCCCAACGACCCCCCGAAGUAA
Malassezia japonica is the source of this 1548-nucleotide messenger RNA. It is a transcript of the gene FUM1, whose product is annotated as fumarate hydratase. Gene Ontology annotation, biological process: malate metabolic process; tricarboxylic acid cycle; fumarate metabolic process. Gene Ontology annotation, molecular function: fumarate hydratase activity. Gene Ontology annotation, cellular component: tricarboxylic acid cycle heteromeric enzyme complex; mitochondrion. NCBI's taxonomy places the organism in Eukaryota, Fungi, Basidiomycota, Malasseziomycetes, Malasseziales, Malasseziaceae. The coding region runs from base 1 to 1548 and encodes 515 amino acids. The record is from RefSeq and is a predicted model, not a curated record. The transcript is spliced from 2 exons.